AAUGGUUCAAUCCGCUGAGAGUGAGAAAGACGGGUAGCACAAAGGAAGCAGCGCGCAUACUGUUCGUUUAGGAGGGAGAUAAUUGGGUGCGUGAUGUAAACAUGGAAUAAAAAAAAACGUAAGACUGCAUUUAUUUUUCACAAUGCGCUGGUCCAUUAUCGGUGUUUAAUAUUGCAUGAGGCUCUGGCUAUGAACCACGUAUCUGUCUGGACAAGGGAAGACAGGCAGCAAGUGAGAAAUUGAAGCCAAGAGUGGAGGAGAGGAAAGAGGAGUUGAGCAUUCUUUCAUCUUCGCUUCAGGGUUUUAUCUGGAGUUUCUCGCCUGCUUUGGACCGAACCCCCUUCAUUAAGACGUGAUGUCGGGUUUUUAAGCUGACCACACCGUCAAGAACAGAUUUUUUCUUCUUCUUCUUUUCACAUGCUUCCCCCUUUUGAAUAUAGAAUGACAAAAGGAAAACACGCCAAUAUGUUGCAUUUCUGAGACACGUCUCCGUGGGUGAGGCCCACUGAUCCAGAAAUUCCUACAAACCCCCUCCAUCCCUUCCCCCUACCCUCUUCUCUCCUUUAGACUCCGUCGCCUCCACUUUAUCCACCAUGACUUCCACAAGCCAGCUGUUUGGCUUGGCUGAGGUGGGGCUGAGGUGUGACCAGGAGAUAGAGAGGAGAUAUGAGAUUGUGCCCUCUGUGGUCUGCUCCAUGUGCUGCCUCUUUGGAAUCAUCUAUUGCUUCUUUGGCUAUCGAUGCUUCAAGGCCGUGUUGUUUCUAACAGGCCUAAUGUUUGGCUCUGUGGUCAUCUUCAUGCUAUGCUAUAAGGAGAGGGUGAUGGACACUCAGCUGAGUGUGGAGGCGUCCGUGGGCAUUGGCCUGGGCAUCGGGACCCUGUGUGGUCUGGUGACGAUGCUGGUUCGCAGUGUGGGGUUGUUUAUGGUGGGCCUGCUGCUGGGCCUGCUGGUUGGAGUUGCAUCACUGGUGGUCAUGGAGGAGUUCUACCACCCCAGAACAGUGUGGGUUCCUCUGGGUAUUCUCUUGGGUUCUGGGACACUAUUUGCUGUCCUCACACUACAGUGGCAGCGCUGCUUUGUCACCCUCUCCACUGCCACAUUUGGCUCUGCCAUCAUAACCGUAACCGUGGAUUAUUUUAUAGAGCUGUUCGCUUUGGUACACUACGUUUAUGAGAGACUCAAGGUGGAUCCCAAGAAGCCAGUGUGCUGGUUUACUUGGGUGAUCUUGGGGGUGUGGCCUGUCCUGGCACUCCUCGGAGUGCUGAUUCAGUGGAAAGUCACUGCAGAGGGAUUUUCUCACACAGAGGUGGUUUUAAGUCGACAGCAGCGAAAGGUCCAGCUCAUGCGGAUUCGACAGAGAGAAGAGAGGCUGAAAAAGGAGAAGGAAAACAAAAAGAAGAAAAAGAGACAGAGCCAGAAAACAGGGCACAAGCAGAAGACUCAUUCCCAUCACAACCACCAGCAGUACCACCACCCAGCAGCAUCUCACCCUCAUCACCAAACUCAGAGCUCUCAGCCUCCUAAAGUCCCUCCUCCUCCUCCUCAGACUGAGCCUGGCUACCACCGCAAAGCCAACUCCAAAAGGCGCUUUGAUGGAGAUGUGCUGUCUCCGAGUUAUAUCAGGAGUUUCAGGGACAGACAGACAGACAGACGGGCGUACUCCCACAGUAGAAUGAUGAGCCGGUCUCGGAUGGCUGAACUUGACUAUGACUGCGGCUCUCAGGUGCCCCUUACAGCACCCAGUGGACCCCCAGUUCGCAUCUGAGGCAGUUAAUUGCACAGAUCCACACAAACACAUGUGCACCAUCACAGGCUACUUCAAGACUCACUGAUAAGGAUAGGAAACCUAACCUAACCUAACCUAACCGUGCCAACCCAAUCAACUGCCUAUUAAGCCAACAGGAGCUCAAAGUGCUCCAGAGGUGGUGUGACCCACACUCUUUUCUCCUGUCAGACCCAUUGAAGUAUUUAUUUGGUCUGUUUUUUCCUUUUAAUGUCUAAAAACAGUGAUUUUCUUUGUCGAAAGUGUGAGAAUUAUGAGUCAUCGUAUGUUAUAUUUGGCUUCUCUGUAAUUGUACUUACAUGGAAAACACUGGAAACAAGUGAAACUCUCUUAUGCAUAGUUAAUUAAACUGUCUCUGUUGAACAUUUGAUAUGAAGAUUUAUACUGGUUGGUUCAAGCCAUACAAAGUAAUUUCUAGUGAGAGUGCGCGGGGAAGAAAAAUCACUCCACAGGAGCCCCACAUCAUGUUAGAAAAAAAUUGCAUCACUUGGCUUUCAUCAAGUUAAAGUAAAAGAACACUUUACUCCAAAGGUAAUUAAAGGAUUAAACAUUUUGACUUAAGGAAGCAUCUGCUGUGAAAAAUGACUGAAAAGCAACAUAAAAAAAAUCACAGCAAACACUGAAACUCAAAGGGAGCUCUUCUCAUUUAAAAGGUCAUUCAUGAAGUCUGCAUUUUAUCUUCACUGACAGCUUGUAAAUUCAAAUGUGGCAGCACAAGGCCUGUACUGCUUCAACAUGCAGAAAGAGACAAGUUUAGGUGUGAAUUGGAUUAAACGGUUUACUCCAAAGCUAAUGUUUGUGGUAUUUCUGUUGUCAAUUAAGUGUCAUUCCCUGCGCUGUUGUGAUUUUCAAGGAGACUGUUUUUACAUCUCAUCACUUUCCUUGUAUCCUCUAUUCUAUUGCCAGCCAUUCCAACUACAGACCUGAACAGGAUACUCAUCUGUCUGCUCUUUUUUCCUCUCUCCAUUAAACAUUUCUGUAAGCGAUGUGAUUUUAUUUAUUAACAGUGCUGUUGUGUCCCUUUUUGCUCUUUUCUACAAAGCUUCUGUUAAAGACAAAUAACUGCUGCCUGAUAUUAAUCAUUCUGGAAUUUGAUUGAUGUAAUGAAGUCUGAGAAUAAUAGGCGACAGUAAAAAUGUUAAAAAUAGUGUAUUUUUGUGUGUGUGUGAGUGGACACAUGAGCCCUGUGGCAAUUGAUGGAACAUACCAAAUACUGGCCAAGGAGAGGGGGGAUUCGUUGGAAUGUAUGCGCAGCAUGUUGUGCAUACAUUAAAUUCUCUCUUCUUUACCAGUUGGUGAAAAAUGGUAUGAAAAUGUUUGAGUGAAAUGUUAAGUGAUUAAAAAAAAGAGGCAGCAUCUUUUUUUUUAAGAUAAGAGAAUGUGAAGAUAAAUGCACCUGCAAGUGGCGCCCUCUGAUGUUUACUUCUGGACCUUUUUUUUUUUUGGCCUUUCUAUGUAUGUGUGCAUAUGGUUCAUGUAUACAUGCAUUUGUGUGUUACUCACUUUGAAAUUGAAAUGAGUUCCUUACAUUAAUAUUGUUAUACUAAACACUGAGACAGGAGAAGGACUCUGAAUGCGAGAUGUUUAAGUACAGAAGGAGAAAGUUGUUUUGUUUUGGGGUUUUUUUUGCUUUUUUUUAAUUAAAGCUCUCUGGAAACAAAGCAUUGUAGUUCAUGAACACUAUUGCUAGCAAUGUUGCAGUUCCUACUUAGGUUGAAUAUUACUAUAAAAAGCCCCAAAUGGAAGACUCGGUAGUAUGAAACGGAAAAAAAUUAUUAAAAUUCUGCCUCAAUAUUGUUUUUUUAAACUAUUGUUUUAUUAUAGAUUCUUAUUUCUGAGGUUUAGGAAAACAAAACAAUCUCACUGCACAUAAAUUAUAAAAUAAAACUUGAGGUAUUUAAGUUAGUGCCUGGAUUCAGCAAAAUUUACAGUACUUUUAGGCCCGAGGACCAGGGAUUUUUAUCAAAAGCCCAUUACUGCAUGUUGAUCAUUGUGUAUAUGUUUCGAUUGUGCUGUUGUCAUGUCACAGCUCUGACAUUUACACUUUAGUUUUCUGGUCCUGGGCUGAUGUAGGUAAAAAUAAAAACUCUCUUUCUAUCUCCAGUUCUCUUCUGUCUGUAAAGGGCUUUGAAAGGCAUUUGAAGCAUUUUCCUCUUUUUCACAUGCAUUAUGCCUGUUACAUCAGCUUCUGACCUGCUGUUUACUGUUAUUAAAUGUUGUUUCACGGUUGUGGCAGUACAAGUGUUAUUUUUGGUUUUCUGCCUAUACUUCACUCCUGCUUUGAUCUGCUUUUGUGUUUUUAUUGUAGUGUAAUUCUAAACUAAACAUUGCCCCUCCUCUUGCUUGUAAUUUGGGGACGAAAAUGAAUAAUUCUUUCACUGAACUUUUCUUUUAUGUUGUUGUUUUUCUUAUUUCUAAUAUUUUCUUUGAUUGCCUAUUAUAUAACAUUUCUGUUGAGAAAACCUUUGAUUGUAGAUAUUGACUUGUAAAUAAUUUUUAAGUGUACAAAUGUUUGGCUCCAUUUUCAUGUUUGCACCACAGUCAUGUAUGUAAUUUAUGCAGGCUAUUACUUUCUGGAGUAGACCUGUUAUAUUGUGAUUCUGCUGUAUGUCCAGUUUGCUUUGAUUUGGCUGAGCGGUGGAUACACUUCUCAUUCAGGUGUUUCAUGUUCAAAUUUAGCAAAGAAAAUGAGCCUGGACUCUGAUUCGUCCUUUUCGUAUCAUCCAAUUUAAAUAUGUAAAAAUCACCUGAUUAUUAUUAUUAUUAUUAUUAUUAUUAUUAUUAUUAUUAUGUUAUUAAGCAUGGAUUUCUAUGGACCUAACAUAUGAUAAACAU
Messenger RNA from Pelmatolapia mariae (spotted tilapia), 4619 nucleotides. It is a transcript of the gene tmem198aa, whose product is annotated as transmembrane protein 198a. The record is from RefSeq and is a predicted model, not a curated record. The transcript has 7 exons. Gene Ontology annotation, cellular component: cytoplasmic vesicle; plasma membrane. Gene Ontology annotation, biological process: positive regulation of canonical Wnt signaling pathway. Lineage: Eukaryota; Metazoa; Chordata; Actinopteri; Cichliformes; Cichlidae. Bases 594 to 1766 code for a protein of 390 amino acids.